CACAGUUCCAAAGCACAUUGGCGUUCUUCCCGAAUACGCAGAUUUCCCGAUGAAGCUGCCGACACCAUUGCAUUAUGGCGCCUCAAACAGGUGUACAGGUGUUUCGUGUCGCUCUGCGCACAAAGCCGAAUGAGAACAGAGAUGCCAAGCAGGUACCAACGUAUCGCGCUAGGAGAACUCAUAAGAAAAGCCGUGGGGGAUGUCUCGCGUGUAAAGACAAACACAAGAAAUGUGAUGAGAUACGUCCUCGUUGCUCGGCCUGCUCCAAGCGCGACUCUUACUGCCGAUACCCCGAUGACGAAAGGCAGCAGGGCUCUGGCUCUAGCAAAGCGUUGAUACCCAGGCCUUCUAUAGAUGGGCAGCGCCUUAAAUUCACCACCCCGUUUGUGCUUCUCCACACCGGGCAGCACACAGAGCAUGACUUGCUCCUGCUGGACCAUUUCGUCAAGUCAACCACCAAAGAUUUACAAGGCCAGAAUGCAACUUUCGUAUACGCAACCAAAGCUUUGGAGUUAGCGAAGGAGAAGUCGUACUUGAUGCACGCAGCAAUCGCCCAAGCAGCCUGCCAUCUCAAUCAGCUUAACCCCGAUGAUCCCAAGUUCCGGAUGGCUGAAGCGUUCCAUACUCAGCUUGCCAGCCGCGGUCUGUGCGAGGCGGUAAAUCGGAUCAAUGGUUUGAAAGAUUCCGACGCAGUACUGACUACUGCUAUGCUUGUUAAUGGCAUCAGCUUUUGCUCGGCCGAGUAUCGCGAUGACGAGUUUGUGCCGCAGUGGUGGUGGCUCCGAGUUCAGCUAGGCCUGCGGGAACUACUCGCUCGAACGAGCCCUUAUCACUCAGAAAGCAUGUGGAAGUCCUUGUUCGAUGCUUCGGAUUCGUUCCAAAUUUGCGAACCUCCGACAAAUGACCUGGCGCAGCGCAUAGCAGAUUUCUGCGGCAUAUCUGACAGCUCCACCGCAGAGAACUGCGUUUACUUUGAACCGGUGCGGUGGCUGUGGCCAAUCGUCACACGGCCACCGCGGAAGAAGUACCUUUUGCUUUAUCUGCGCUUCAUAGGCAGCAUCACGAACGAGUUCGUUGACUUGUUGGAGGCUCGUGACGAGAAAGCGCUGUUGAUAUUUGGGCACUGGCUAGCGCUGAUGUGCAGUAUUAACGAGUGGUGGUCAGUUCGGAGAACGAGAAGAGAGUGUUGGAAGAUAUGCGACUUUUUGCUGAACAAGCUGCGUGGGCCAGACUUGGAGCUUCUCGAAUUUCCCGCUCAAGCGUGCGGAUAUCUGUAAACCUUACCAUCUUAUGCGGAUUGUUCGUUGCUUCUUUGGAUUUCGCAGGCUUUAAGAAAUUGAUAAAGCAUGAAUGCUGACAGUAAUGGAAGCUGAAGACGAAUUCAAUUCUUACAAAAGACUGAGAUGGAUGAUGAAUCUACAUUGCAAAUUGUGAGACAAAUGUGCUCAUCGCUUAUGUUAUUCGCACGACGUUUGGCUCAGCAGGAAGCUCUCAGGAGGGAACACUCUUUGCACUCGUCUUU
Messenger RNA from Verruconis gallopava, 1522 nucleotides. RefSeq lists its product as uncharacterized. Lineage: Eukaryota; Fungi; Ascomycota; Dothideomycetes; Venturiales; Sympoventuriaceae. The coding region runs from base 75 to 1277 and encodes 400 amino acids. Gene Ontology annotation, biological process: regulation of transcription by RNA polymerase II. Gene Ontology annotation, molecular function: DNA-binding transcription activator activity, RNA polymerase II-specific; zinc ion binding. The record is from RefSeq and is a predicted model, not a curated record. The transcript has 2 exons.